Molecule: messenger RNA, 10830 nt
Organism: Cavia porcellus (domestic guinea pig)
Lineage: Eukaryota; Metazoa; Chordata; Mammalia; Rodentia; Caviidae
Gene: Ephb2
Product: EPH receptor B2
Exons: 16
Coding region: 137-3100 (987 amino acids)
Biological process (GO): ephrin receptor signaling pathway; protein phosphorylation; axon guidance
Cellular component (GO): dendrite; plasma membrane
Molecular function (GO): transmembrane-ephrin receptor activity; ATP binding; protein binding
Source: RefSeq, a predicted model, not a curated record
CAUUCUGCUGGCUGCGCGGUGGCGGUGGCUGUGUGUGCGCCGCGCCUCGCCGCUCCCCCCGGCCCCCCGAGCCUGGGGCGCGCGCUCCCGCCCGGGUCCCGCGGCGCGGUGGCCCGAGGCGCCGGGAAGCGCAGCCAUGGCCCUGCGGAGGCUGGGGGCCGCGCUGCUGCUGCUGCCGCUGCUCGCCGCCGUGGAAGAAACACUGAUGGACUCCACUACCGCGACGGCUGAGCUGGGCUGGAUGGUGCAUCCCCCAUCAGGGUGGGAAGAGGUGAGCGGCUAUGAUGAGAACAUGAACACAAUCCGCACGUACCAGGUGUGCAACGUGUUUGAGUCGAGCCAGAACAACUGGUUACGGACCAAGUUUAUCCGGCGCCGCGGGGCCCACCGCAUCCACGUGGAGAUGAAGUUCUCGGUGCGAGACUGCAGCAGCAUCCCCAGCGUGCCCGGCUCCUGCAAGGAGACCUUCAACCUCUAUUACUAUGAGUCUGACUUUGACUUAGCCACCAAGACCUUCCCCAACUGGAUGGAGAACCCAUGGGUGAAAGUGGACACCAUCGCAGCCGAUGAGAGCUUCUCUCAAGUAGACCUGGGUGGCCGCGUCAUGAAGAUCAACACCGAAGUGCGGAGCUUCGGGCCCGUGUCCCGCAGCGGCUUCUACCUGGCCUUCCAGGACUAUGGCGGCUGCAUGUCCCUCAUUGCUGUGCGCGUCUUCUAUCGCAAGUGUCCCCGUGUCAUCCAGAAUGGUGCCAUCUUCCAGGAGACGCUGUCAGGGGCUGAGAGCACGUCGCUUGUGGCCGCCCGGGGCAGCUGCAUCGCCAAUGCCGAAGAAGUGGACGUGCCCAUCAAGCUGUACUGUAAUGGGGACGGCGAGUGGCUGGUGCCCAUCGGGCGCUGCAUGUGCAAAGCUGGCUUCGAGGCUGUGGAGAAUGGCACUGUCUGCCGAGGCUGCCCUUCCGGAACCUUCAAGCCCAACCAGGGCGAUGAGGCCUGCACUCACUGCCCCAUCAACAGCCGCACCACUUCCGAGGGGGCCACCAAUUGCGUCUGCCGCAACGGCUACUACAGAGCGGACCUGGACCCCCUGGACAUGCCCUGCACCACCAUCCCGUCCGCCCCCCAGGCUGUGAUCUCUAGCGUCAAUGAGACCUCCCUGGUGCUGGAGUGGACCCCUCCCCGUGACUCUGGAGGCCGCGAGGACCUGGUCUACAACAUCAUCUGCAAGAGCUGUGGCUCAGGCCGGGGCGCCUGCACCCGCUGUGGCGACAAUGUACAGUAUGCACCCCGCCAGCUGGGGCUGACCGAGCCACGCAUCUACAUCAGCGACCUGCUGGCCCACACCCAGUACACCUUCGAGAUCCAGGCGGUGAACGGAGUCACCGACCAGAGCCCCUUCUCACCGCAGUUCGCCUCCGUGAACAUCACCACCAACCAAGCAGCACCAUCAGCUGUAUCCAUCAUGCAUCAGGUGAGCCGCACAGUGGACAGCAUCACCCUGUCGUGGUCCCAGCCCGAUCAGCCCAACGGUGUGAUCCUGGACUAUGAGCUGCAGUACUAUGAGAAGGAGCUCAGUGAGUACAACGCCACAGCCAUAAAAAGCCCCACCAACACGGUCACUGUGCAGGGCCUCAAAGCCGGCGCCAUCUAUGUCUUCCAGGUGCGGGCACGCACCGUGGCAGGCUACGGGCGCUACAGCGGCAAGAUGUACUUCCAGACCAUGACAGAAGCCGAGUACCAGACCAGCAUCCAGGAGAAGCUGCCUCUCAUCAUUGGCUCCUCGGCCGCCGGCCUGGUCUUCCUCAUUGCCGUGGUUGUCAUAGCCAUCGUGUGUAACAGAAGACGGGGGUUUGAGCGUGCCGAUUCGGAGUACACCGACAAGCUGCAGCACUACACCAGCGGCCACAUGACUCCAGGCAUGAAGAUCUACAUCGACCCUUUCACCUAUGAGGACCCCAACGAGGCAGUGCGGGAGUUCGCCAAGGAAAUUGACAUAUCCUGUGUCAAAAUCGAGCAGGUGAUUGGAGCAGGGGAGUUUGGCGAGGUCUGCAGUGGCCACCUGAAGCUGCCAGGCAAGAGAGAGAUCUUUGUGGCCAUCAAGACACUCAAGUCGGGCUACACGGAGAAGCAGCGGCGGGACUUCCUGAGUGAGGCAUCCAUCAUGGGCCAGUUCGACCACCCCAAUGUCAUCCACCUGGAGGGUGUUGUCACCAAAAGCACGCCUGUGAUGAUCAUCACUGAGUUCAUGGAGAAUGGCUCCCUGGACUCCUUCCUUCGGCAAAACGAUGGGCAGUUCACAGUAAUCCAGCUGGUGGGCAUGCUGCGGGGCAUCGCAGCCGGCAUGAAGUACUUGGCAGACAUGAACUACGUGCACCGUGACCUGGCUGCCCGCAACAUCCUUGUCAACAGCAACCUGGUCUGCAAGGUGUCUGACUUUGGGCUCUCUCGCUUUCUGGAGGACGACACCUCAGACCCCACGUACACCAGCGCCCUGGGCGGGAAGAUCCCCAUCCGCUGGACAGCUCCAGAAGCUAUCCAGUACCGGAAGUUCACCUCAGCCAGCGAUGUGUGGAGCUAUGGUAUCGUCAUGUGGGAGGUGAUGUCCUACGGGGAGCGGCCCUACUGGGACAUGACCAACCAGGACGUAAUCAAUGCCAUUGAGCAGGACUAUAGACUACCACCGCCCAUGGACUGUCCGAGCGCCCUCCACCAGCUCAUGCUUGACUGCUGGCAAAAGGAUCGAAACCACCGGCCCAAGUUCGGCCAGAUCGUGAACACGUUGGACAAGAUGAUCCGAAACCCCAACAGCCUCAAAGCUAUGGCACCCCUUUCCUCUGGCAUCAACCUGCCGCUGCUGGACCGCACGAUCCCCGACUACACCAGCUUUAAUACCGUGGACGAGUGGCUGGAGGCCAUCAAGAUGGGGCAGUACAAGGAGAGCUUCGCCAGCGCGGGCUUCACCUCCUUCGACGUCGUGUCUCAGAUGAUGAUGGAGGACAUUCUGCGGGUUGGGGUCACCCUCGCGGGCCACCAGAAAAAAAUCCUGAACAGUAUCCAGGUGAUGAGGGCCCAGAUGAACCAGAUCCAGUCUGUGGAAGUUUGACGCUCGCCUGCCUCGGCUCGCCUCGGCCUCCGGCCGCCCCCUCCGCCCCACACCGGCCCCCCGGUGCUCCGUUCUCUGCAGGGCCGUCUGCCAGGAGGCCACGGGCAGCAGGAAGAACCAAGCAGCGCUCCAGCCACGAGACGUCACCAAGAACAAGUGCAGAAUCAAAAGGGAACGGGAAAGAAACAAGAUCUGGGAGGGGGCGGGAGAUAUAAGGCAUAUUUUAAAAAGAGGAUUCUCAUAAAGAAAGCGAUGAUGGUUCUUGGCAGAAAAAUAGGGCUUGGGAGAUCCAUGCGACUUGUCCAAUCGGAGACCAAAAGCAGUUUCUCCUCAACUCCCUCUGGGAAGGUGACCUGGCCAGAGCUGAGAAACACUUUCAGGAAAACAAAUGUGAAGGGGUGAGGUGAACGGGGCUGCCUUCUCCCCCUUCCUUGGGCCACUCUUAGGGGCCUCACUCCACAGCCGAGCACCAGACAGAGGGGGCAGAAGGACAGGUGGUUGCCCCAGAACCACUGGGAAAAUCCUGCUAACUGCCGCCCGGCACACAGAAGAAGUUUUCUGUCUUUGGAGAGUGUUUUAGAAACUCCACUGAGAGACUGUUUCUGCUGUUGGUUUGUGGGGCUGAACGGGGCCCUUGUCCUCCUGGGCCAUGGAGAGCAGGGGCCGCCAGGCAAGUGGCCUUCUGGAGGACGCCCACCCCCGGCCUGCCGCUCCAAGUGCCAGUGGCCUGACCCGCCUGGGUGCCGGCUCCCACUGGUCCCCACUGGAGGAUGGAUGCUGCAGUGACUGUCAUCAGCGACGACUGCCACUGAGAAGGGUUGACCUUGCAACUGGGUUUGUUUACAGCGAUUCGUGGACUCUGGGGUAUUUUGGUCAGGGGUGGUUUUGGUUUGGGCGGGUUUGUUCGUUGGGUUUUUGUUUUUUUGUUUUUUAAUGACAAUGAAGUGACACCUUGACAUUUCCUACCUUUUGAGGACUUGAGCCUUCUCCAGGAAGAAGGUGCUUUCUGCUGACUUAGGCAAUACAGCAAGGGCAAGAUUUUAUAUGCACAUUUCUGGAUUUUUUUAUAUGGUUUUCAUUGACACCCUUCCCUCCUCCCACCUGCUACCAGGCCUCACCAAAGCCAACUGCCACGGGGCCAUCUGGGCCAUUCGGAGACUUGAGUGAGCCUUGGGGGAGUGGGGGAGGCACCGGGGUGGAGCAGCACCCCACCUGGACUGGUGUUGGAGGCAGCAGACUGGAGAAGCGGGCACCGAGGCUGGAAGGCCCUGCCCGCUCCCGUGCGCCCUCUCUGCCCCAUUCUAUCGAGUCUUCCCAGGGACACAGGCCCCUUUGAGGUUCCUGAGUGCCCGCAGAUGGCCAAGCCCAGCUUUGCCUCUGGGACCCUGAACAGGCCGCCCGGGAGACCAGGACCCGAUCAUUCACUGUGAUACCCCAGCCCCGCAGAAGUGCCCUCCGAGACUAGGGUAGCUUGUUUCUCCUUCUGGGGGAGAAAGCGUGUGACUCUUCUCCCGGCUCCUCCCUGCACCAGGCCUUUCCCCAGGGCUGAAGGUAUUGGCCACAGGGAGACCAUCAGCCGGGGCCUGGCCUCAGACUCCCUCCCGGGAGCAAGCUCAGGCCCCUAAGCAGAACAAUGGGUUAGCAAACUGAACAGAAAUAAACUCUUUAGUUAUAAAAUGACCCCUGUUCUCUGUAAGUUCCAAGGAGAGAUCCCGGCACCCUUGAGAUGUGCCAAGUAACUCGAAGAACUCUUUCAGGGGACCCUGCCUCCCUCAGGAUUCGGGAAGGCCCCAGGCUGAGGAAUCACAGGAGGACAAACAAGCCCCAUGUGGCCUUUCUGGCCCUGGAGCAUUGAAAGCACAGGCAGAAAAAGCAGCGUGUUGGAAGUGGGUCAGAACUCUAGGAAACGGGGAGCCCCUGAGGGUCCAUUGGGAACAGAGGGCAGAUAGAGGGGUGCUCAGCACCGCCGGGCCAGGGACAGCGGCUCGGGGUGUCUGAUGAGUUGUGAUCAGGGUAGACUGUGACGGCGGGGGGAUGAGGUCACCCCAUCAGAGCCACAAGUCCAAUUUAUUGGGGCCUUGCUCAUCUCCUAUGUGUAUCUGGCCUCCUACUCAUCCUAAGAUCUGAAGUCUGAGUGGCUGGAGGAGACAGGCAGAUGUGCUCUGAACAUGAGGGACAGCCAGGGACACCGUGUCCUAGCACCUUGCCCUUUGCAGAACUUCUUUAAGGAGACCGCAGGGUGGGGAAGAUGGAGGCCACAGGCCACCAGCUAAAGGCCCUGCAGGCAGCUCAGACCAGCCUGUCAUCUGUCGCUCACCUGUUCUUAGAGCCGGUGAUGCAGGGGGAAGGAAGGGAUUAGAGAGGACACUGGGCCCCUAGGGGGACAGCAGGGCGAGCCACAGGAAGGAGCUGGCAGGUUGCCCACAAACUGGCCGGCAGUGGCCCACCGGCCAUCCCUUUGUGUCCCAAAGAUGCCCAGUGUGGAUGGCAGCUGUCCCGCACACAAGGUCACCUUCUGGCAGGGGCAGGCCUGAUGCUCUUUAGAUUAACUCUUGUCUCCCAAGCCUGCCCCCUGCUGCCCCGGGGCCCCACAGGGGCUGGCAAUUGGUGCUUCCGUCAGAUGGCUUCCUGUCCUAAGCCACUGGGCUGGUGUCUUGUGUCCAGCAUGUGUGCCCUUCCACGCUCUGGGGGCUGAGGUCCUCAGUGGGCCUGGACCUCACAUACCUGCCUCCUAGAGCACGGGUGCUACUCAGGCCCUCUGUCUCCUCUUUAGGGUAUCAGACAUCACUGUGACCAUCUGGGGUGCGGGCGCCUGUCACUCCUGGUGCAGGGGCAGUCUCCCCACCACCUCUCGCUUGCUGCUUGGCGGGGAGCGGUAGCUCACGCUGCCAAGCGCCUUCCUCUUUACGCUACCCGCUCGCCUGGGCACAUGGCUUGGAGCUCCCCGCUGCCUGGUUACUAAUCCCUUCCUGGCUCAACCUCCCCAAGUGCCACCCCCACCUGCCCAGCAGUGUGAGAGGAGCUUCCGGCUGCUCAGCACACAGUUGGUUCUUGAGGAAAGCAAGCUGCCUUGUGAACCUGGGCCAGGGCACCAUGGAAAUGGGGCCAGCUGCUCUGAGAGGAUGUAACGGGCGGAGCCCUGCAGGGCCAGGCUGGGUAAGAGAACCAUGCCGCCCACCCCCACCCCUCCGGACCCACGAGCCUCCCAAACGGAAGGGAUCGUUGUUGGCAAUCAGCAGCAGCCUCUUUGCAGUGAUGAUAAUCUACCUACCUACCACCUGGGAAAGCCUGGGCCCACCGAUCUGAGUGAGCGAUGGCCUAAGUGCUGGACCCAGGACCUCAGGGAGGAGGCGACAGUGAUGGUGAUGAGGACCACAAGGGAUAGUCAGAGCAAGGACUGUUUGCUAACUAAUGGUGCCCCUUGCUCUGAAGGUGCCAGCUGUGCUCCCCCUGUCAUUUCUAGCUAUUAAGGCAGUGCUUUGCUCCUCCUUUGUGAGUAGUCUCCAGCCUGGCACCCCUCACAGAUCAGGAGUUCCUGGCCAGAAAGCCAGGCCCUCCCAACUCUGCACAGCUCAUCCUCAUGCCUGGCUAAGGCACAGAAGGAACUCAGGCCCUAGACCAUCCCAUCACCACCCUAAGGCCAGGUCCUUGGCCACCCCCAGCUCUCUCCAGGGCCCCUGGGGUUCCAAGAUGGUACCCAAGGCUGGAAGACUCUCGCCAGGGAAAAUCAGGUCAGUGCACUCAAAGUACAACAUGCAGCCUGAUGCACCUUGACCUCAGAGUGGCGGCCUGCCCUAUUUCUAAGUGGAAAACGAAUCUUGGGAGACACUGCCCUUCAGUGGGCCUCAGUUUCCCACCUAUAAAAUGGGAGCACUGGAGUGAGUGAGCCAGGCCUGCAAUGCCUCCGUCCGGUGAGGAGGGAUACUUCCCUCCUAAUACAUAAGAGAGAAACUCUAAGGCCCAGUGGGGUGCAGUAGUUUGCUUAGUGUCACCCCUGAGAAGGGUGGGGCAGGGCAGAGCCAUACACCUCCAGUACCCACUCCACCAUGUUCAGUUAGAUGGCAGGAAGGACUUUGUGUCUGGCAUUGUCUGAUAAGAGAAAGCUCAAAUGGGCUGGGGCUGUUAGGGAGAGCUUCCUCGGGGAGGCUGACUUGAUAAAGAAAGCUUGAAAGGUCAUCCACCAUGCGUCAGGUAGGAUGGUCUAACGCAAUCCCAGCUUGCAUCUGGAUGACCCAGAGGAGUGACAGAGAGACACCUGUAGAUGUGAGAGAGAUCAGAGCAGCUUGGGCAUUCUGUACAGUGCAGCCACAGAGAGACUUGAGCGCAACAGUGGCAGGGUCCUAUCAGGUUCCAGGGAGAGGAAUCAGUCCCAUCAGAUGGGCAGGAGGCCCCCAGCAACCCUUCCCUGAGAGAGAGAGCGCCCAGCUCAACCCUCAUUGAUUCCUGGAGACCCAGGCUGGUCCGGUUUCAGUCUCACUGACGCAGAUAAUCCAGAGUCCGGCUGCGGAGAAUAGCAGGGUGGGGUUUUGUGCUACCUGAUUCUUAACUCAGCCAUACCCACCACUUCCUCCAGGCCUCUCUGAGGGACAGCAGGGUGAAAGCUUCCAGGAACCAAGGCAGUCAGGCCUGGGAGUUGAAUUGUUGGCAUGAAAAACUGUUCAGGAAGCCCUGCAUCUCUGCAUCGUCACUCUGGCCUGAGGCAGAUCACCCAGACUUAUUGGAAGGGGUCUGGGAUCCUAUCAUGUUCAAUAGUGUGUUAUCCUAGGGGAGCCCAAAAGAAAGUUCAGAGGUCCCCAGUGCAUCGUGUGGUUCUGCUUGUCCGGGUCCAGCCCUACCCAGAUUCCCAUGGUUCAGUUCCUACCAUGAAACAGAGUGGAGCGUGUCCUUCAUGCUGGUCAGCCUCCCUUUCAGGGAGUCCAAGGUUGGAAUGUUGGUGGCAGGAAGGGAUUUGGCCUAUAUUGUUUUUGGUUUUUGGUUUUUGUAAUGUCGGUGAUGGAGCCCAGGAACUUGUACGCGCUAAGCCUGCCCUGUGCCACUAAGGGGCAUGCCCAGCCUGGGCUUUGUCUUCCAUACAGGAAGAGGGUGGGCUCCGGGCAGGAGGGCAGGGCUACUCUGAGGCUGGUCCCUGGAGGCCAAAGCUGCAGGGACUGAUGGCAAUCGUAACUCAACACUUUGGGGUGCCAGGUGCCAAGUACUAUCCUCCCCUUUUUACAAAUCAGCACACAGAUUCCCAGAGAAUUCCAGCCUGGCAUCUCUACCUGACCCACCCUAACCCGGGCGCUCUUGAAAUGUUUGCCAUCACCCAUCUGGGCCAGAAUCUCUUGGGAUACUUAUUGUUUAAACUCCACAUUCUCAGGCCCCAUCCUGGCCCCCUAAAUCAGACCCCUUGAAGUUGGGCUCAGGAGCCUUUGUUUUUGAUACCAAGUGAUUCAUUCCUCCAGACACUGAAAUCUUCGCUUCUCUCAUCACAAACUAGACCCGGCUGUCUGGGGAAGGAGGGUUUGGCAUAGACAGAAAUUCGAAAAAAGCUGACACCGUCAUUUAAAAUAUCCAAACUCAGACACAGAUUAGGACCCUGGACGUGGAGGAGUAAGGCUGACCCUCAGGAACGUGUUCAGCCUGAGCUAAGGUUUCAGGAAAAUUAGAAAGAUUGCCCCAGACUCACAGUCUGUCUGAGUUUAGUUUCACAGCACGAAGGCUGCCUCAGGAAAGCGGAGAUAGCAAGUAGCAGUGGGAAUUUAAUACUUCAGAGGGGCCCAGCAGCCCACCUGGGGCCACCCCAUGGAGAUCCACAAGACCCUAACACCGCCCAGUCCAGGCCCAUCACUCAACACCUGGCCAGGUGGGCCGGGCAAAGGCAGGGUGGGGCUCCCAGCUGGAUGUGGUGUUUCAGGGGCCCGCCUGGCCCUGUCUCCCAGCCUCCCGUGGCUUUCCCUGGGGAAGCAGAGGGAGCAAAGGCUCUAACAGCCCCCAUUGGACCAGAGGGCUCUGAGCACUAACAGGGAGCCAUCGAGGGAGGAGGGAGGAGGGAGGAGCAGGUCAGGAAACAUCUUAGAGGAGGUCACAGCCAGGGCCACAGAGACUCUGCAGACCUGCUGUGCCUGCAAGAGUCAGGAAUUCUAACAUUCCAUGGUCAAAGGAGAUUGGGAUGCUAAGAUUGCAAAAGUCUAAUUCCAAUGGAAGGAUGCUGUGUUUUUAAAAUUCCAUCACUAGAUGAUUCUAUGCGGCUACUCUUCAAAUUUCAACUCCCAUUGUUCAUCGCUGGUCCCCAAACCCAAGGGCCCUAGCAGGGGAAACAAACAAACAAAACAAAACAAAACAAAACAAGCACAAUGAACAAGAGAGGCAGAGCUGAGGAGGAGAAAGCUGAGAAUGAACUCAGAAUGGUUCCAUCUUUGAAUUUGAGUCAGAGAUGACCUUGGACAGGGCAAAGAUCUGUCUCGGAGGGUCCUGUAGGGUUCUUUCCUGGUAGAGGGACAGGCUCUCAUGGGGGCAGUGGGACUGGCUAAGGACAGCCCGAUGCAGGCCCAGUGCCCACUGGUUGGUGAACUCCCACAAUUCAAGCAGGGCCCCAGCUCUGUUUGGGGAGGGAGUCAUCUGGAGGGAGACCCCUCACUCCAAAAAGGCUGGAUGGCCAGGGAUUUGCCUUGGGCGCCCCCACUGGGGAAUGCCCAAGCUGACCACCUUUCAGCCCAGAGUCACAGACUGGACAAUGGGCAGCAAGAGGGUCUGGCUGCAAAUCCCCAAACCAAGUUUCUUCCCUCUGAUGCCAGGAACACAGCUCCCACAGCCACUUGGCCUUUGCUCAUCCGGGGACCCCUUCACCCUUCCAGAGCUGGAAGGCAACAGGAGAAGGAGCCUGUGUGGGUGGCCCAGAGCUCAGUGAUUGACCAGGGGUCACUCUACCUCUGUGGGCAGGGACUCUGAGAGCCAGGGCUUCGAUCCAGCCUCCGUAGCUAACCUAGGGUCAGCUGGGCCAGUACCCCCACUCACAGCCACUCUUUUAGACUCCAGAGAAGAGCAAGGAGUGGUUGGUUAUAAUCAUAGCUGCUAUUUCUUGAUUGCCAACAAUAUACCAGGCGCCAUGCUUCACUUCCUAUAUGUAGUGUCUUGCUGAAUCCCCACAGAAUUCUGUGAGGCAGGAAGUUAUCGCUCCCGUUCCACAGGCUCGAAUGCUCAGAGGCACAACUGCUGGCCUUCCCUGUCACGUGGCCAGUGAAUGGUCUCUGAGCCCAGCACCCACCCUCUUAGCCACUAUGCUAUGCUGCUACCACUAGACCCUCAGCCCCAUCGCGGUCACACCCUUCCCAGUCCAAGCCCAGAUCCUGGGGGUCACUUUCAUAUUCUGAGGCAUGGCCUCCCUGGAGCUAUUCAAGGCCAUGGACGGUGAGAGUGACACCCAGAUCCCCUCCCAAGGUGCCCCUCAGCCCGAACCACUCAGACCAGAGUUUUCAACCAGCAAGCCAGGGCUGCGUGACAGGGUUUCACAGAACCCUAUCUUCUGAUCAUAAACAUGGUUUUCCUGACAAUGUUGGGGGUCAGGCAGUGAUCCGGCUGGGGUUCCAAUGGCUGUGGGUCACACCUGGCUCUUCCAGACCCCCACUGCUGUAACCAAGGGACUCUCACCAGCUGUGUCCAACAGCAACCCUGACCCUGUUACUCCAAUGCCUUUGUAGGAGUAUUUUUAGCAGAACCUUUUUUUCCAAAAUAAAUGUGAAUUGUAAAAAUUA